Messenger RNA from Puccinia graminis f. sp. tritici CRL 75-36-700-3, 189 nucleotides. RefSeq lists its product as uncharacterized. The record is from RefSeq and is a predicted model, not a curated record. NCBI's taxonomy places the organism in Eukaryota, Fungi, Basidiomycota, Pucciniomycetes, Pucciniales, Pucciniaceae. Bases 1 to 189 code for a protein of 62 amino acids. The transcript has a single exon.
AUGGGUGCACGAAGACGAUUCCAAAAACGACUGGGUGGAACACCUGGCAAACUUCUCACACCCAGCAAGCUGAAAACGCUUCCAGAACGUUUAGAUGUUUGCGCCUGGAAGACGACUCAGAGGCGGCUAGCUGAACGCCUUGGAGCCGAAGCGCUGUUGCCUCCAAACCAAUCUGGAAACGUCCUCUGA